UGAGGCAGAAUGAGUGACAAGCGAUUUCAGUGGUAAUUGGUAGUGAGUAGAUAAGAGGAUGUGCGUAGAGUAUCGUGAGGUGCUGCCAUGGUCACGUUGCAUUCUGCAAGAGUCAUUCUAGCAAGUGGCGAUUGUGUUGCAAGAUGUCAAGAGGAGGUCUCUGUCUGGAGGCGCAGGUCGUCAGCGAUGUGUGAGAUUGUGCUGUGGGUAUGCUUGUGGUGUGUUGGCUUUUCUGUUUGUUUUCCAUUUCAGCUCUGUCCGUGUGACCCAGGUUCUCGCAAUGGCAUCCAAGUCAACGUGCAUUGGUCGUGAAGGAAAAAAGGGUUGGAUCCCUUUUUUGCCGGGGAGUGUCAAUGGAGUUGAAGAUUGAACGAUCAAUUCUUGGUUGUUUGCUCAAAAUCAACUUCCCCAAUUUUCGCGGAGGCAUCAAUACGACAGUCAUCGUCUCAUCGGUCGCUGUUCAAAAAGAAGUCAGGAGACAACCGUCAGAA
Molecule: messenger RNA, 491 nt
Organism: Trichobilharzia regenti
Lineage: Eukaryota; Metazoa; Platyhelminthes; Trematoda; Strigeidida; Schistosomatidae
Source: the annotation of a GenBank genome assembly